AAGGUAAUCCUCGUGGCAGCCCUGGCAGCCGUUACGAUGGCUGAGCUUCCUCCCUACAACCCUCCAGUUAACUCCUAUAACCCUCCACCUCCCUCCUACAAACAUCCAGCUCCCUCCUACAACCCUCCAGCUGGCAAUCCCAAGUACGACUUCAACUGGAAAGUGAAGGACGACCCAUCAGGUAACGACUUCGGCCACCAGGAGUCUCGUGACGGCUACAACACUCAGGGCGCCUACUAUGUGCUGCUUCCCGACGGUCGUCUACAGAGGGUUUCCUACACCGUGAACGGCGACUCUGGCUAUGUGGCUCAAGUUGAAUAUGAGGGUGAAGCCCAGUACCCAGCCUACCAUCUCAGGCCUUAUUGA
Molecule: messenger RNA, 366 nt
Organism: Procambarus clarkii (red swamp crayfish)
Lineage: Eukaryota; Metazoa; Arthropoda; Malacostraca; Decapoda; Cambaridae
Source: RefSeq, a predicted model, not a curated record